Myxocyprinus asiaticus (Chinese sucker) is the source of this 1573-nucleotide messenger RNA. RefSeq names its product proteinase-activated receptor 3-like. Gene Ontology annotation, biological process: thrombin-activated receptor signaling pathway; blood coagulation; positive regulation of Rho protein signal transduction. The record is from RefSeq and is a predicted model, not a curated record. Bases 144 to 1238 code for a protein of 364 amino acids. Lineage: Eukaryota; Metazoa; Chordata; Actinopteri; Cypriniformes; Catostomidae. Gene Ontology annotation, molecular function: thrombin-activated receptor activity. The transcript is spliced from 2 exons. Gene Ontology annotation, cellular component: membrane.
AUUUAAUCCAGACUCCCCAAGCCUUUAACAGGAAACCAACUGAAAGAUGUGAUUGUCUAGAAAGCCAAAUUAUCUUUAGAAGAGACUUGUAGAUCAUGUUUAUUUUGCCCAAAGUUGCUGUGUAAACAUUCACUGAAAAAAACAUGUGGAGAGUAUUUGCGGCGCUGUUAUUACCAUUAAUGUUUGAGGACUCGUUUGAAGACUCGGGUUCCACCGGCCAUAAACCACUCCCACUAAUUCAGCCAAAAACAUUUUUGGGAAUAACAGUGUGUAAUGUUACACAAUUCCCCAACUCAUCCAUCCACCAGCAUGUAAUAAACAUCAGUGACAAUGUCUUCAACCACACCACUGGAAUUCUCAGCAAUAGGAUAAUUCCAUUCACCUAUGUCUUGGCAAUCAUUAUUGGAAUCCCCUCAAACAUCUUUGUGUUAGCUUGCCUCAGUAGAAAAAUGGAUUUUUCCAGUGGCAUCCUGUAUUUUAGCCUAGCAGUUUCAGAUCUACUCCUGUUAGUUUCUCUUACACUUAGAGUCCAUUAUCACCUCAAUAAUAACAGCUGGAUCUUUGGAGAGCUCGUCUGCAAGUUGGUGACUGCCUGCUUUUACGGUAACAUCUACUGCUCGAUCCAUGCCCAUAUGUGUAUUUGUGUGAUGCGAUACCUUGCAGUGGUUUACCCAUUCCAUUACAGGGGAUUGCCAAAAAGAUCCUGUGCGAUCUGUGCAAGUUUAACAGUGUGGGUGGUUUUUACAAUUGCGAUGGUACCAGAGUUCCUGAUUCAGCAGAGCUACCACGUUUACGGGCAAGAGAUCAUAACAUGUCAUGACAUCCAGCCCUAUUACGAAAAGUCUUACCAAGAUUUAAUUCCAUAUAGAUUAAGCCUGAUGUGCCUGGGAUUCAUCCUGCCCUCAUUGAUCAUCACCUUUGUUUAUGGAUCUAUCAUCCAUCACCUAAAUCGCUCCAGCCGUGACUGGGAACACUACAUCAAGGCAAGCACACUGGUGUUUGGGAUCUUUUUAGUGUGUUUUACCCCAAGUAGUGUAAUCCAUUUUGUACACUAUGUAAAGCUGUACACUCAGCACCAAGAUGGCUUGUAUCAGUACUACAGAGCAGCAGUGUGUCUGUGUUCCUUCCACAGCUGUCUAGACCCCUUCCUCUCUUAUCUCCUAACUAAGACUUCAACAUCCCGGUCUAAGAUUAGAUCAUUUACUUCUGGAGCUCAGAUGCCUUCAUCCAUUCUCUAAAGCCUGGCGAUUUCUAAACACGAGGAUGUUUUGCUAUGGACCCUGCAAGGAGGACUUCCUUGUCUACAAUGGUUCAACAGUGGGUUAAGGAUGUUGUGUUUGGACUAAAUGCUUCUAACUCUGUCCCUAAGUAGAGUCUGUUAACAGUUUACAUUGUGAAAGAAUACCUAUGUACAUUUAUAGCACAAGCUGUGAACAUAAAAACCAAUUCAAGGAGAAGUUAAUGUUUUUGUGACCAAAAAGAACAUUCUGGUCCAAUUAAUUCACCAACGCUAAAGUAAGGGAUAAUUUACAGUCAAGGCAACUUAUAAAUGAAUAAAUGAAUGGACAUGAAA